Populus nigra (black poplar) is the source of this 1383-nucleotide messenger RNA. Its product is annotated as galactinol synthase 2-like. The record is from RefSeq and is a predicted model, not a curated record. The transcript is spliced from 4 exons. The coding region runs from base 162 to 1178 and encodes 338 amino acids. Gene Ontology annotation, molecular function: glycosyltransferase activity. Lineage: Eukaryota; Viridiplantae; Streptophyta; Magnoliopsida; Malpighiales; Salicaceae.
UCCAUACAACUUCACUCAUAACCAAAACCUUCGAAGAGCAAAGCAGCAUACUUCUCUGCAACCUUAAAUUCUCUCUCUUUUUUCUCUUAGCAAACAAAUUUGUUUCAAAACCCUUUUGAUUUCUCUUAACCGAAGACUCUUUUUUUGAUAGCUUUGAUACCAUGGCUCCUCAUAUUACAACUGCCCUUGCUAACAGCACCAACUCUCUAGUCAAGCAAGCUAGCUUGUCGAGCUGUGCAUAUGUUACCUUUUUGGCUGGUGAUGGUGACUACUGGAAGGGUGUUGUGGGGUUAGCCAAGGGGCUGAGGAAGGCCAAGAGCAAGUAUCCUUUAGUGGUGGCUAUCUUGCCUGAUGUUCCUGAGGAGCAUCGGAUGAUACUUGUCUCUCAAGGGUGUAUAGUGAGGGAGAUCGAGCCUGUUCAUCCACCGGAGAACCAGACUCGGUUUGCUAUGCCUUAUUAUGUCAUCAACUACUCCAAACUUCGUAUCUGGGAGUUUGUUGAGUAUAGCAAGAUGAUAUAUUUGGACGGGGACAUCCAGGUAUUUGACAACAUAGACCACCUGUUCGACAUGCCUGAUGGUUACUUCUAUGCUGUGAUGGACUGUUUCUGUGAGAAAACAUGGAGCAACAGCCCUCAGUACAAGAUUGGUUACUGCCAGCAGUGUCCUGAUAAGGUCCAGUGGCCUGCUGAGAUGGGUCCUAAGCCCCCUCUGUACUUCAAUGCUGGCAUGUUUGUUUAUGAGCCCAACUUGUCCACUUAUCAUGAUCUGUUGGAGACCGUCAAAGUCACCUCCCCCACCCUCUUUGCUGAGCAGGACUUCUUGAACAUGUUUUUCAGGGAUGUUUACAAGCCAAUUCCUUCAGAUUACAACCUUGUACUGGCCAUGUUAUGGCGCCAUCCGGAGAACAUUAACCUUGACAGAGUGAAAGUUGUCCACUAUUGCGCUGCUGGGUCUAAGCCAUGGAGGUUCACAGGAAAAGAAGAGAACAUGGACAGAGAAGACAUCAAGAUGGUGGUCAACAAAUGGUGGGACAUUUACCAGGACGAAUCAUUGGACUACAAGAAUACUGUUGCUGCUGCUGCUGCUGCUUCUGCUGGAGCUGAACUGCAUCCAUUCUUGGCGGCUCUCUCUGAGGCUGGUGUUGUCCACUAUGUUACCGCCCCAUCCGCCGCUUAGUGCUUGUAAAUUGUGGAGCUACUAGUUUCAAUCAGUCCAAUUGUAGAGGAAAAACAACUUUUCUUUCAGCUCUUUUUGGUGGUUAACAUCCCCUGUAUUAUUAACUGGGAUGGGAUAUUGCUCUUUUGAAUUUUCUAGGAAGUUUACGAGGACCUUGUAUCCAUCCUUUAGUAAAUAAUAUGAACAAGUAUCUUCUUUGUAUACA